Messenger RNA from Fusarium pseudograminearum CS3096, 243 nucleotides. RefSeq lists its product as uncharacterized. The transcript has a single exon. Gene Ontology annotation, biological process: anaphase-promoting complex-dependent catabolic process. The record is from RefSeq and is a predicted model, not a curated record. Gene Ontology annotation, cellular component: anaphase-promoting complex. Bases 1 to 243 code for a protein of 80 amino acids. Lineage: Eukaryota; Fungi; Ascomycota; Sordariomycetes; Hypocreales; Nectriaceae.
AUGCUCAGACGUCCCGCAACAACACUGCACAUCACCUCAGAAGACGUCGCGUCCUACGAAGACCGACGCGCCCGCGAGGCCCUUGUCGCAGCGCAGCAGGCCCGAAGAGCUGCGGCUGUGGCGGCUGCUCAGCAGAGCCAGGCGGAUAUGGAGGGCGUGCAUCAGGCGCUGCAGGAGAGGGAGAGGGAUGAUGAUUUGAGGAGGGCUAGGGAGGACAGGAUGGGUGUUUCGAGGAGACGGUGA